Messenger RNA from Cylicostephanus goldi, 480 nucleotides. NCBI's taxonomy places the organism in Eukaryota, Metazoa, Nematoda, Chromadorea, Rhabditida, Strongylidae. The record is from the annotation of a GenBank genome assembly.
AUGAUAGUUGUCCUUCUAGUACACAUCAUCAAGAUUCUAAUAAUUUCAUUGCAACAAAUUGACGUAAAGGACAAGAAGAAUGUCUCUCUGGAAGAUCAGAUUGUGCAAACAAAUCCAGUGCUUGAAGCUUUUGGUAAUGCAAAAACUGUGCGCAAUAACAACUCGUCCCGUUUCGGUAAAUUUAUUCGAGUGCACUUCAACAGAGCUGGAAAGCUUGCCGGAGGAGACAUUGAACACUAUCUGUUGGAAAAGUCCAGAGUGAUCAAGCAGGCUCCCGGAGAACGAUGUUACCAUAUAUUCUAUCAACUGUACUCUGGGGCUAUCCAGGGAUUGAAGGAAAAACUGAUGCUCACUCGUCCCAUCAAAGAUUAUCAUUUCGUGGCUCAAGCUGAAGUCACAAUCGAUGGUGUAAAUGAUAAGGAAGAGAUGUUACUUACAGAUGUGAGUUUGAACUUCCAGCAAAAAAAAUUGAGGGAAUAA